UUGCUGCUGUUGCCCACACACACGCAUCACAAUCUGCAGCUCGAUAAAAUUUCCGUGCGCUCGAUUAGUUCCGAGGAUAUUUCCAAUGUUGGCAGCGGACGAUGCUGCAGUGCAGCGGCACGAAAUCCGGCCAUAAAAACGGGGCGACGUCUGCAACUAAUGCAGAUGAUAAUUCUACCAUUUAUACCUAUAUUGGCAUUGAUUGUGCAAACAUCACUAACACUGCAAGAGAUAUUGGAGUAUCGAGCCGAUGUGGCCGACAUUGAGACGCAGGUGACAAUUGCAACGGACUUGGGUAAAGUUGUGACGCGACUGCAGCUGGAACGUUCCGAGGUGGCCUUCUAUAUCUUCACCAAUGGCAGCAAGCAGCGUGCAAAUCUAACACAACGCUUUGCCAACACGGAUCAUGCGCUAAAUAACAUGACAACUUGGAGCGAGAUAAGUGUGCCAACGGCACCCGAUGAGGAUGAGGAUGACAGAGAGGUUAUGUUGAAUCGCAACGAAUUCCAGAGUCGUUUAAAUGAAUUUCGAGAGCGUGUGCGCUUGGAGCCAGAGGAUAGUUCCAUUACCGAAGUUAUGAAUUGGUAUACAUCAAUUAAUCGUGGCCUGCUUCAUCAUCUAAAUGAACAAAUCAAAGAAACGGACAAUAGCGGCGUCUGGCGCUAUUUGGUGGGCUUUAAGAAUUUGUUAAAGAGCAUUGAGUGUCAGAAUAUAGCUACCUCCUUUGGCAUACGCUACUAUGGCAGAGGGCCGCUCACUGCCGAGAACUUUGUUUCCUACGUUCGAUACGAGUUUAUGGCGCGCGAGAUGAUUAAUUCCACUUUAAACUACGCGCCAAUGCUGAAGCCCAUGUACACAAAUAUAACAAGCUCAAAGAAAUACCAUCGGGUUAAGCUUAUGAGCAACAUGGUGUUGAAGAAUAAGCCAAAUAUCUCGGACGAGCGCAGCGCAGUUGAAUAUAAUGAGUUUAUGCACAACUACACGGACGACUUGCGCAUACUGCAAAAGGCGCUGCGACGACUAAUUAAAGAAUACGUGGAUAAAACCUUAGUAGAAGCAGAUCGCAAGGAGGCGAUCGGAAUAGCUAUUUUGGUUGUUGUGCUGCUCGUAUCACCCAUUAUAAUCAUACUAGUCAAGAAUGCAGCAGCCACAAUACAGCUUUAUGCCAUGAAUCUAUCCCAAAAGGCCAAGGAGUUGAAACGGGAGAAACGCAAAAGUGAUUCGUUGCUUUUUCAAAUGUUGCCGCCAAGCGUCGCAAUGCAACUCAAGCAGACGCAACAGGUGCCCGCUGAACUCUAUGAAGCGGUAACCAUAUACUUUAGCGAUAUUGUGGGCUUCACUGAAAUUGCGGCCGAGUGCACGCCGCUAGAGGUCGUGACCUUUCUCAAUUCGAUCUAUCGCGUUUUUGAUGAGCGCAUUGAAUGCUACGACGUCUACAAAGUGGAAACAAUUGGCGACUCCUAUAUGGUUGCCUCUGGGCUGCCCGUGAAAAACGGCAACAAGCACAUCAGCGAGAUUGCAACAAUGGCACUUGAUUUGCUGGACGCCUCGUCUGUGUUUCGGAUUCCACGCGCCGGCGACGAGUUUGUUCAGAUACGCUGCGGCGUUCACACCGGACCCGUUGUCGCCGGCAUUGUGGGCACCAAAAUGCCAAGAUAUUGUCUAUUCGGGGAUACGGUAAACACGGCAUCGCGCAUGGAGAGUACCGGCGAGGCACAGAAGAUACAUAUCACCGAGGAGAUGCACGAGGCUCUGCAGCAGGUGGGCGGCUACAAGACCGAGCAUCGCGGACUCAUCGAUGUCAAGGGAAAGGGACUUAUGAGCACCUAUUGGUUAACCUGCAAGGAUGGGCCGGUGCGUGUGCGUGAGGAAAUUUCCUGGUGUGCGGAUAUGCAACCAGUUUUUUUGGAUCAUCUCAAGUUGCAUCCGCCGACAAACUACAAGCUUCCCAAACGAAAAUGAGGCAA
Drosophila hydei is the source of this 1967-nucleotide messenger RNA. RefSeq lists its product as uncharacterized. The annotation marks the transcript as partial. The record is from RefSeq and is a predicted model, not a curated record. Lineage: Eukaryota; Metazoa; Arthropoda; Insecta; Diptera; Drosophilidae. Gene Ontology annotation, molecular function: guanylate cyclase activity; peptide receptor activity. The transcript is spliced from 12 exons. Gene Ontology annotation, biological process: receptor guanylyl cyclase signaling pathway; intracellular signal transduction; cGMP biosynthetic process.